Aspergillus eucalypticola CBS 122712 is the source of this 1281-nucleotide messenger RNA. Its product is annotated as RING finger domain protein. The coding region runs from base 95 to 1189 and encodes 364 amino acids. Gene Ontology annotation, biological process: protein polyubiquitination; protein monoubiquitination. Lineage: Eukaryota; Fungi; Ascomycota; Eurotiomycetes; Eurotiales; Aspergillaceae. The transcript is spliced from 2 exons. The record is from RefSeq and is a predicted model, not a curated record. Gene Ontology annotation, molecular function: ubiquitin protein ligase activity.
GCGAUACGCCGCAAUGCGACUGCUUCAACUUAUCGCUCCAUGACACCCAUCAACCCGUCCUCAAGCUUCCAACAAGCGGUCGGGUGUCGAUCUCAUGUCCGAUGAUGUCGACCUGCAACAGGAAAUCCUCCAGCGGACUCUGCAAGAGGUAGCGCACGACGAAGGCGAGCACGACGCUAACCCGUGCGUGAUCUGUCUCGAACCCAUCUCCGAAGCCGCCAUCGCGGUGCCAUGUCGCCAUGCGAACUUUGACUUUCUGUGCUUGGUGAGCUGGCUGGAACAGCGUCGCAAUUGUCCGCUAUGCAAGAGUGAGAUCACAUCCGUCAAGUACAACCUCGACAACACCAACGGACCCAAGAUCUACCAACUCCCAGCAAGCACAAGCGCCACCACAACCACCUCACACCUACCAAAUCCCUCACACCAUCGUCCACCCCGCCGACCCCGUCGUCCGCGCAGCCCCCGUCCCCAACAACAACAAUCGUCCACCGACCCCCUCCGCCGCCGACAACACAUCUACCGCCACCAACUCUACUCCCUCCGCGUCGGCUCCAACCGUCUCUCCCAAUACCGCGAACUAGCCCCCGAGCGCUUCAACCGCGAAGAAGACCUCGUCUCGCGAGCCCGAAAAUGGAUUCGCCGGGAACUGCAAGUCUUCGAGUUCCUCAACCCAGAGCCAGAGGACCAACGACAAGGCGGGGGAGGGGUUGCGCGCCCCGGUCAGCAGAGACUCGAAAACCGGUGCGGCAAUAACGCAGAGUUUCUGCUCGAGUAUAUCAUUGCUAUCCUACGGACCGUGGAUAUCAAGGGUAGUGCGGGGCAGGCAGAGGAACUGUUACGGGAUUUUCUGGGUAGGGAUAAUGCCCGAUUGUUUUUGCAUGAGUUGCAGGCUUGGUUGAGGAGUCCGUAUGUUUCUCUUGAGGAUUGGGAUCGGAAUGUUCAGUAUGAGGAUACCGUGGGUGGUGGUGCUGGUAGUGGUAAUGCUCGUCCUUCGGACUCGCGGAGGGAGAGGGAGGAGAGUAGGACUGCUACGCCGGUGUAUCGGGGUGAUAGGGGGCCGAGGUUCCCUGGUUCUUCUGGACGGGUGAAUAAGCCAUCGUAUUCUCGGAGAGGGGGGAGGGCGUCUCGGGAUGCUGUGGCUCAGGCGAGACGGGUGCAGUAUGCUCGAGAUCGGUAUGUUCCUGAUUGAGCUGCAAAGCUCGGGGUAUUUGUGUUGUGCAUUAUAAUAGACAUAUAGACUUCUCAAGUUGAUGUAUAGUUCAACUGACAUGGUAUCUCAAC